AUGGAGAAGAAUCGCUUUACCAAUCAGAAUCUGUCCAAGGGGCAGAUUUCUGAGACGAAGAAAAAUCAAGAUGUUUCUGUUAAGUGGCCUCGGCAGUCCAAACGUCGUGGUGAACAAUCGGACAGCAGCAACAAUCACCGGCACGGUGCCAACACCGGUAAAGUACCGAGCGCGAACAAGAAUCGUAAUCAAAGCAACUACAACUACGAUGCACGGCAACGGUCGCAACGACCGGUCCGGGCAACGGAACAACUUGCCACCGGUGAUGGCGACGUCGGGCAUUCCCUGGACGAAGAGCAACCGACCGCUAGCGGAACCACCGGACUAGCGCCACCGGCCCAAUCGAACGCGACGUCCAACAGCGUACGCGGUGAAUUACACUCGGUGUUUACACCUGGCUCGAAGAAACAGAGCCUGAACCACUUGCUGAACUAUCAUUACGCACCGCGCGAACGCGACCAGCCAGUUCGCUUCACGCGCACCGGCAACAUUCGUAAGCUGGCGCACCAGUCACAUGGCAGCUACAACAAGGAACAAUUCCUGCAGGCGAACUGCCAGUUUGUAGUACGCGCCGAUGACGACUAUGAAGGUUUACUGUCUGCACCGGAUCAACUGGUGGACUGGGGCAAGGUGGAACAAAUCCACGUUCUCAGUUCAGAGGAACCACAAUGUCCGAUAUGCCUGUAUCCGCCGGUGGCGGCAAAAAUGACGAAAUGCGGCCACGUGUUCUGUUGGCCAUGCAUUCUGCAUUAUCUGGCACUGUCGGAUAAAACAUGGCGCAAAUGUCCGAUCUGUUACGAGGCGAUCCAUCUGCCGGAUUUAAGAUCGGCCGUUUCGAAACCGUUCCACGCUUACGGUACGGGAGAGUAUGUAACGCUUCAGCUAAUGCGUCGCGAAAAGGGUACGAUGAAGGUGGUCGAAGUGAACGAUGAGCUUCUGAUGGCGAACACCCAUCCGAUGGUAGGCACUUCGAUUCCGCACUUUGACGCUGCCGUUGGUAACAGCAUCCUUACCAAGCUGUUAUUAACCGACACUGUGCAAAUGAUGAGAAUAAUGGAACGCGAACAAUCAGAACUUGAAAAUCAGCUCGUUUCCGAUGGUGCCGAAGCACCGGAGAACAUUUUCGUGCAGCAGGCACUGGACAUACUUGCGGAGCGGCGUACCACUUUGAAGGCGUCAAAAGCGAUCAUGUUUCCCGUUCCGGUGGAAAAGAUUGUAAGUGGCAUAUCAGUCUCUUCAAGCGUGUCGGACGAUGUCACUGAACAGCAAUCGGAAGACGUUCUUGACGGAGCCGCCCAAGCAAUGUCGACUGGAAGCGAAAGAUCUUCGGAUUUCAUGAUCGACGAGGAAAGUAAUUUCACUGUCGGUGACAUUGACAUCGUCCCAACCGCACAGUGUGCCGGUGAACAUUACUAUUUCUACCAAUCGCUGGACGGGCAACCGUUGUUUCUGCACUCCAUCAACAGUCGCAUGCUGCAAACAAUGUACGGCAGCCUGGAUCACAGCCCUCACCGCAUAACCGGUCGUGUUGUGCAGAAGGAUUCAUGCUCGAUGGAUGAGAAUUUGCGUCGCCGGUUAAAAUAUCUGGAACAUCUACCAGUUUGCACACAGUUCGAUGUGGUCGAACUGGAUUUCGGACCGACCGCGGGUAGUGGACUCGUGUCGGAGGAGAUAUUGAGCCUGUUUCACGACGAGCUAGCUAUGCGCCAUCGUACACGACAGAAGCGUGCCCGUGCGGAACAGAAACGCGAGAAGCAAAUCUUUGAGUUCAAUGAGCGUCAACUUGGUAAAGCGAUGGCCCGUUCGGCUCGCAUUUCCAUCGAAUCAACGAAACAUUUUCCUUCGUGCGGACUCUCGGAAUCUUAUUCGGAAGAACCCACCCUGUUCGGAACCAGCCCCGUUGCAAGCGAUAUUUCGAGCUCUCCGGGAUCUAGCGGAUCCGCGAUGUCUUCUUGGUCGAAGAUGGUGUCCACUCAACCCUCCUCCAACCAGCAGCGUUGGCCAACAUUGGGAGGAGCGACUUCGUCGUCCAAUUCCAGCGCACCAGCACCGAAGUUAGUGCAAGUAACCGGUAGCCGUAUGGUGGCCACAACUUCACGUACCGGUUGGCGCCAACCAGCAUCCGACCUUGAUGAGGACGAAACGGACGACGAGCAUAUUGCGGCACGUGCCCCACUGUUCAACAACAAUCUUGGCCGUGCUAUUGAGGCAGCACUGGAGAGAAAAAUUUCUCAUCCAAACCAAUCCACUUCUGGAUCUGGUUCCGGUUCGGGUGUCUCCUCGGGCGCCGCUGGGAAGCGUAAGAAAAAUAAGAAAACGCUACUCUUUGCCUCUGGCAUGAAUAUGAACUAA
Molecule: messenger RNA, 2352 nt
Organism: Anopheles marshallii
Lineage: Eukaryota; Metazoa; Arthropoda; Insecta; Diptera; Culicidae
Product: RING finger protein 10
Exons: 4
Coding region: 1-2352 (783 amino acids)
Biological process (GO): positive regulation of transcription by RNA polymerase II
Molecular function (GO): metal ion binding; transcription cis-regulatory region binding
Source: RefSeq, a predicted model, not a curated record